Triticum urartu is the source of this 1769-nucleotide messenger RNA. Lineage: Eukaryota; Viridiplantae; Streptophyta; Magnoliopsida; Poales; Poaceae. The record is from RefSeq and is a predicted model, not a curated record.
AUUGACCCCGGUUGAGAGGAAUGAAAGUAGAGAGGACAUAUCAGUUUCCUUCUCUGGUCUGUUAGAUCUAGCAGUUAGGGUUGGAGCCGCCGGCCGGUGCGGCAACCGCCUGUUUAAACGUUCGUGCCCAAUCUCCCAGAGAACCAUUUGGAGCAGUGCGGUGUUUCUGCAUCCAUGGCUGCAUCCAGCGGAACAGCCUCAUGUGCACCUCGAAGGUGCAGCGCAGUCGGUAUGAGUGCAAGCAGGGCGUACUUGGCUCCAUAAUGGCUUGACAAGGCUGUCGCUGAUGAGGUACACAUCGAGCUACUGAAAUGACACGAAUUCAAGAGGUUCAAAUUGGAUGGAAAGGUCUUUUGCGGGAUGUACUCCACACCCUGGGGGGAGAAGACCCUAUGUACAUGAAACUGGAAACCGGCAAUUCAAUGUUCCAGUCUCGUGUUCGGUUUACAGUACCACCGGGAAUACCUCCAACCAAAGAGAUGGAGGUUAUUUGUAACAGAAAUCGCUGCUUCUCGCUAUGGGAAGCAGAGGUAGAGCCUACCGCGUUAGCAUUGCAGCAAUUUGAAUGGGGUGGUCUUGGGACCAGGUUGAUGGAUGUGAGUCGAGUUAAAUGUGAUCAUCUGAAGGCAAAGGCGGAGCAGUUGCUAGUGAAGGCUGGCGAGAUGCAUCGCGACAUUAAUGUGUUGCUGCUAUACUGGGUUGAUAUGAUUGAGGAGCUUACGUACGAGCGUUGUGCACUGUGUGAUCGUAUUGCCGAAGAUAGAAUUCAUCGGCCAGAAACUAAGUAUCGUAUUAUAAUGCGUGACGUUGCUAGUCGGUUGGUUGUGUUGAGGAAAGGUAAGACUCCAGGAAUGAAGGAAUUCUGGAGCCGAUUGCAAGAGUUGAAGGAUAAGAUAUACGUAGCAAGGCAUGCUAUGGAGUCACACUAUCGUGUGGAUGUUGUCGAACAGGCGCACAGGAAGCUUGUUCAUAUCAAAUUAAGCAUGAGGCUUGUGCUGCGUGAGAUGAUGACGUCUCUUGGUUGGGCGGCUCCUGUUUUUACUGCAUGUUUUCAGGGUCAAGAGAUGUAUGUUUGUAAGGUAGAACUAUUUCCUGGGCAUGUUUCUAUUAUGGAGAACAUCAUCACCAUCACAGGGGCAGAGAUGAAAACUGAGGCUGAUGCCGUUGAGAGUGCUGCUUUGGCCGCAAUACUAUAUCUGGAGGUGGAAAAGCAUAUGUAUGUAGUAUAUAUUAACUACAAUCGCAGGUCCCAUGGCGAGCUUUAUGUUUACCAAGCAGAAGAUAUGGUGCAACUUGCCACAUCAUUGGCAGACCAUGUUUUUCAGGAGUGGAACAUCAUGCUGGAUUCAUUGAAAGAAAAUGACAUGGAAUGUAGGACACAGUUCGGAAUGCAUGUGAUAGAGGGUCCAAAUGAUUGGGUGUACAAUGUGAAAUGAGAAUGUGCAAAAAAGGUUGCCAGGCUUUGUAUGAGCUGUGGUGAUGGUCUGGAUGUUGCAACGCGGCGAUUCAAGGUGUCUUCGACAUGGAUCGAAGAGCAGUAGCUGAAAUGCUGUGUGUUGCAGGUAGACUGGAUCAAUGGAUUUGUACAAGAUCGUAGUUUGGGUGUUUGUUUCCGUGUAUCAGCACCAGUGUUCUAGUUCGGAAAUGAGAAUUUAUUAGAAGUAUGUAUAUUUGUAUGUUGAAACCUCGGUAUUGUAACGAUCUUAUGAACCGAUCAGUGUAUGUCUUUUCAGUGUAAAAUAGUACCAGCAGUUGUAUCGUUGCUGUUA